Messenger RNA from Papilio machaon (common yellow swallowtail), 3837 nucleotides. RefSeq names its product cGMP-dependent protein kinase, isozyme 2 forms cD4/T1/T3A/T3B (gene for). Gene Ontology annotation, biological process: protein phosphorylation. Bases 398 to 3595 code for a protein of 1065 amino acids. NCBI's taxonomy places the organism in Eukaryota, Metazoa, Arthropoda, Insecta, Lepidoptera, Papilionidae. The transcript has 11 exons. The record is from RefSeq and is a predicted model, not a curated record. Gene Ontology annotation, molecular function: ATP binding; cGMP-dependent protein kinase activity.
CUAUGUGAUCGGACGUCUUGUAGCGAUCACAUUUUCGAUUUAAAAUAAACGCGAUCUAUAACACCGUGAGAGAAACAAUGAUUUGUGUAACGUCAAGUUUUUGUUUUCAACGUGAAUGAGUUCUCAAAUGUGUGUAUAACAUGGUGUAUAAAGGUGCAGUGAUAAAACAAUGUUUUUUUUUUCUGUGCUAGCAGCUGUUCCUUUCACAAAGAUUUCGAAGGAUAAUACAUAUGUGUGGUCUAAGUGAAAUGUGCCUAGACAUUCAACAAAUAACAAUAAUGAUAAAACUAGUCAGUGACAAUCAUUAUAGAAAAAUGAAGUCUUCGUUGACAGUUUUCGCUUUGUGUGAAUCAAGACAACACAUUAUUGCCUUCACAUCGGUGGAUUCCGUUGCAUUAUGAAAUUAAAACACUAUCCAGGAAAAGCGGUCAUGGAGGACCCGUGGCUUUCUAUCAAUGAUAGGACUAUGGACCUUGUUUAUGCUGCAAAUUGGGUUGGAGCAAGCAAUCUUAGCAGUUAUAAUGAAAACGACAAAGAUUCGAACAAGGUCAAAUUUAACUCAAUAUCCAGGAGUAAAUCCUGCCGCGACAUCGGACGCAAUGACAAAGAUACAAGUAAAACAAGCUCUUUUGACGAUGAUGCUUAUAAAUCCGAUCAAAAUGUUCCUAGUGAAAAUAUUUCACCACUAGCUAAGUAUCAACAAGAUAUAGAAGAAAAAGCUAGAGCCAACAACGAUCUUAUUAGUCAAAAUAAAUUAAAACAUAGCUAUAGUUUCAAGGAUAUGCCAAAUGGAUACAAGCCUUCUACUCUACGACGAGUAAAGCGAAGAAACUUUACCGAAUGGGAUAUUGAAGCGUUUGGUUCAAAUGAGCGCCAAGCACCCGUUCCUCCACAGAGAAAGGAUUCCCUUAAAUAUGCUCACAGGCAAAGGAAGGUAGACUCUAAGAAAUCAUAUUAUCCGUUACCGGAUCCUGGUCCAGUACCGCCGGAUCCAUCAUCUGAAUCAUAUUAUGAAUAUUAUUCAAGAGUAAGUCAACAGAACAAUGAUACCGACAGUGAUAAGAUAAAGUUACAGAAAGAUACUAAGAAAGAGCGAAUUUCAAAUAACGAAAUGAAACAAAACGGCACAGUUCGGGGCUACAACAAUGGUGGAGACACGAUGUAUCACCUAAUAAAUUCUAUGGCUACAUUAGAUUUAUCACCUAUUAAAGCCAGAUCUAAAAAGAACCUCGACACGGAUUGUGAAGCGGAAGAUUUAGGCUUAUAUAUGCGGCCUAUUAAGGAAUCGUUAUCUACAUGCGAUCGACUUCCUGAGCGCACUACGCAACAAGAGAACGAGCGAAGCGGACGUGUAGAUGACGUAAAACCCAGUUUUCGUUCUAAAUCAAUGCGAGUUAAAAGCGAAGGUAGGGCACCGCUUCGUGCCUAUCUUGACUCUGUAAAUAAUGAUAGCAAGGCGUUUAAUAGUGUGACGGUCACGCAGCCGAAAAGGAACCUUUCUCCGAGCGAGCAGCUUACGUUAAUGCAGUACGAUAUGUUUAAUGGUAAUCAAAAGCAGCCCGCGACUCCCAUCAACGGAUUUCACUCGUUUGAUGAAGCGAAAGAAAGUGACUAUCGGACUACUAACGGUACUUUAAAACAAAUCAAACGUGAUAAGUAUGGAAAGUUGUAUAAUACAGUGAGGGUGAAAAGUGAAGACAGGUACGAUAGGUAUAAUGACAUUUUAUCGUUUACUCAACCAAAAGAUGUGAUAAGUGAACAACGAGUGACUAAUACGAACGGUGUAUUCUCCAGAAGUGCCAAAAGUUCAUCAAGUGGUUCGGAUUCUGACUUUUCUAUUCCACGCCCUAAGUUAAUUGUGCCAGUCCAUACGUAUGGGCUUAGGAAAAGACGUACUGGAAAUCUUUGUCAACGUGACAGUAACGCUACAGAGUCCACGCUAGACGCCGGCGUAGUACUUGAUGUAACACAACUGGAAGAUUCUAACAAUGCGUCUGGUGAAAACGAAGACUCAGAGGGCAGAGUGGAGGUGUCACGUGAGAACAAAUACCUCAGCACGAUGGCGCCCGGCAAAGUAUUCGGAGAAUUGGCGAUACUGUACAACUGUAAGAGAACGGCCACCAUAAAGGCGGCUACCGACUGCCGCCUCUGGGCCAUCGAGCGGCAAUGCUUCCAAACCAUCAUGAUGCGUACCGGUCUCAUACGACAAGCUGAAUACACUGACUUCCUUAAGAGUGUUCCGAUCUUCAAAAACCUACCGGAGGACACGUUGAUAAAGAUCUCAGAUGUGUUAGAAGAAACCCACUACCAGAAUGGUGACUACAUCAUCAGACAAGGGGCGCGAGGUGAUACGUUCUUCAUCAUAUCUAAGGGACAGGUUAAAGUUACACAAAAGCAGCCUAACAGCAACGACGAGAAAUUCAUCCGAACUCUUACGAAGGGUGAUUUCUUCGGAGAAAAAGCGUUACAAGGCGAUGACCUGAGAACUGCGAACAUAAUUUGCGACUCCCCCGAAGGCACCACGUGUCUUGUCAUCGACCGCGAGACAUUCAACCAGCUUAUUUCCACCCUCGAUGAGAUCCGCACCAAAUACAAGGACGAAGGUGACAGCAGACAAAGGCUUAACGAAGAAUUCGCCAACUUACGUCUCUCAGAUUUACGCAUCAUUGCCACCCUGGGUAUCGGCGGCUUCGGACGAGUGGAACUGGUGCAAAUACAAGGCGACUCCAGUCGUUCCUUCGCCUUGAAGCAGAUGAAGAAAGCACAGAUCGUUGAAACGAGACAGCAACAACACAUCAUGUCCGAGAAAGAGAUAAUGUCCGAAAUGAACUGCGAAUUUAUAGUAAAACUAUACAAGACAUUUAAAGAUCGGAAGUAUUUAUACAUGUUAAUGGAAACCUGCCUCGGUGGUGAACUUUGGACCAUUCUGAGAGAUAGAGGACAAUUCGACGAUGCCACAACGAGAUUCUACACGGCUUGUGUGGUUGAAGCUUUCCAUUAUCUACAUUCGAGAAAUAUCAUAUAUCGAGAUCUAAAACCAGAAAAUCUGUUGCUGGACUCCAAGGGUUACGUGAAACUGGUGGACUUUGGUUUCUCAAAGAAGCUGCAAGCCAGCCGAAAGACGUGGACGUUCUGCGGCACACCAGAGUACGUGGCUCCUGAGGUUAUUAUGAACAGAGGACACGAUAUCAGCGCGGAUUACUGGUCAUUGGGUGUGCUAAUGUUCGAGCUGCUAACGGGCUCGCCGCCGUUCACUGGCGCCGACCCCAUGAAGACGUACAACAAGAUCCUGAAAGGUAUCGACGCGGUGGAGUUCCCGCGCUGCAUCACGCGCAAUGCCGCCAACCUCAUCAAGAAGCUGUGCAGAGACAACCCGGCGGAGCGGCUCGGGUACCAGCGCGGCGGCAUCACUGAGAUACAGAAGCACAAAUGGUUCGACGGCUUCAACUGGGAAGGUCUGGCGAUGCGCACGUUAGAGCCGCCCAUUACACCGGUGGUGAAGUCGGCGCUGGACACACAUAACUUCGACCAGUACCCGCCCGAUGCCGACGAGCCGCCGCCCGAUGACCUCUCAGGAUGGGACGCAACAUUCUAACAAUAUCGACUCUAAAUCCAUUUUAUAUACAGUAAGAAUCGAUGUCUUAUAAUCGAGUAAUAAUCGAUUUUUAAUGCGCUAAUACAAUCCAUGUUGCGUUCCUCCACAAAAAACUAAAACAGUGGAAGUAUUUGAUUUUUUAUUAAUUUGUCCGUAAAUACACAAAAUAGAGAGAGUAUAUUUGAUCGCAUCUUUUUUAUAAAAUUCAUCGCGACACAGUUUUUAAAUAUCUUUCUUAUGAA